Ahaetulla prasina is the source of this 4198-nucleotide messenger RNA. RefSeq names its product tyrosine-protein phosphatase non-receptor type substrate 1-like. The record is from RefSeq and is a predicted model, not a curated record. The transcript has 7 exons. Lineage: Eukaryota; Metazoa; Chordata; Lepidosauria; Squamata; Colubridae. The coding region runs from base 94 to 1341 and encodes 415 amino acids.
AACGUGUCUUUCGGUGACCCGGAAAAGCAAGAGAGGCUGAGCAUAGGCGGUGUCCAACAGCCGAGAAAAACGAAACUUCGGUUUUAAAAAAAAAUGUCGCUCUCCUGCGCAUACUUCGCCUGCCUCUUACUGUUUCUGCCGUUUACACAAGAAGAUUUGACCAUUACAGUCCCCAAAGGCCCAAUUCAAGCCAAACCAGGUUCUGAUGUCCUGCUGCCUUGUUAUUUUGAGGACUCUUCUGGGCCCAUAGAGCCCAACCGCCUGGGAGUGAUAUGGCGUAUGGCUUCAAGAGAUAUUGCUAAGUAUGAAGAUAAGUUAGAAGUCUUUCUCCCAGGGGCAAAGAUGUCUUCUGAAGAACUGCUACGGGGCAACGCCAGCAUUCUGCUUCCAAACGUGCAGGAUGCAGAUGGCAACACUUACACUUGCUCUGUUAUCCAUAUCCCUGACAAAGAAGAGAAGUCAAUAGAGUUGAGAGUGGAAGCUCCCCCACUUGUUAAACUUGGCUCCACAAAAGUGCAGUUGACCAAGCCAAGCACAGUUGCGUGUACAGCAACAGAUUUCUAUCCUGGCAAUAUAUCCAUGACGUGGUUCCGAAAUGAUAGGAUUGUGCAAGGCCCCGAACGGCUUCCUACUCAGCCCGGCACUGGCCAGUUGUUCAGAGCAGAAAGUCUCUUGAAGCUCAUACCAGAAUUUUUGGAUGCCGAUGCCAGCUUCUCUUGCCAUAUCAAUCACCAAGCAUUCAAAGGGCCAGAGGUACUAGAAUUCCAGCUGCACUUGCAAGCUCGGCCCAUCCUUCAGCUGAUCACAAGGCCACAAGGGGAGAAAUUUGUAGUAGCUGUGUGUAACGUGAGCAGUUUUUAUCCCUCUCAAAUCAACAUUCAGUGGUUACAAAAUGGCGUGCCACAAAAGCAAGUAAAGUCAGAGGUGCACCGCAUGCACAAUGGGAUGUUUUCCAUCAACAGUGUCUUCUUCCCACAGAAAAGUGAUGUUGAAAUCACUUAUAUUUGUCGAGCAGAACAUGAAGCUUUGGAAACCCCAUUGGAACAGUCUGUCCUUUGGCAGCCAGAAGUUACUCCUACAAUUCCAUCACCUCCAGUGAUUUCUUGGAUGUUGUGUUUGGUUAUUGGACUUCUGUCUGGAUUAAUACUAGGAGCUGGAAUAGGAUACUGUUUAUAUAAAGCCAAGAGAAACUCAGUUACAGGAACAUCCAAUGAGCAAAGGCCUCUUCGAAAAAUAGAUGAAGAGAAGUUUUGUUUUAUAGAACCCAGCAGGAUAUGCUUAAGACACGUAUCAGCAAAUAAGAUUGUCAACAGUUUGAAGUCUACCAGUGAUGAUAUGUAAAAAGUAUGCUCAGACUGGUGCAUUUCUAAAGGUAUUGGCCCCUUUUUAUUUCUUAUUUUUUAUCAUUUUCUAUAGUUUUUCCUUUUUUUUGUCUCAGUCUGUGGAAGAGUUUUAUUACAUUGGAUGAGAUUACUGUUUCGCCACAGGAGAGAGCAGCUAAUAAAGAUAGGAUAUAUACACUUGCAUGAGUGUUCUUGGAAUCAAAAAUCUGAGCUGGUUACUGAAACAGGUUUUAUAACUGUAGCAGGAAACUUAUAUUACAGGGAUAGAUAACACCCAAGUCCUACUAGUAGGAGAAUCAAAGAAUGCACUACAGAUAGUCCCUGAGUUACAACAGUUCAUUUAGUGACCAUUCAAAGUUACAACGGCACUAAAAAAAGUAAAUUAUAACCAUUUUUCAUAGUUACAACCUUUCUAGCAUCCCCACGAUCAUGUGAUCAAAAUUCAGAUGCUUGUCAAUGGGUUCAUACUUAUGACCAUUACUGUGUCCCUGGGUCACAUGAUUCCCCCUUUGCAACCUUCUGACAGGCAAAGUCAAUGGGGAAACCCAAUUCCCUUAACAACUGUGUUGCUAACUUAUCAACUGCAGUGAUUCACUUAACAACUUUGGCAAGAAAGGCUGUAAAAUGGAGCAAAACUCAUUUAACAAAUGUUUCAUUUAACAAUAGAAAUUUGGGGCUCAAUUGUCAUCAUAAGUUGAGGACUACCUGUAUUCACAACAGUUGCAACAUCCUAGGGUCUUGGGGUCAACAGUUGUGAUUUUCCCAGGCAGCUUCCAGUAAGCAAAGUCAAUGGGGGAAGCUGGAUUCACUUAAUGAUCGUAUAAUUCACUUAACAACUGCAGUGAUUUGCUUAACCAUGACAGAAAAUGUUGUGAAGUUAGGCAGGGCUCACUUAAUAAUCACCUUGCUUAACAACAGAAAUUCUACUCUUAUUGGUGGCUGUACAUCAAAGACUAUCUGUUAUGGGCAAUUUGAAGCUGUAUGGAAAAGCACCAUUUCAAAUAGAAUCACUGCUCAAUCACUGUCUGUUUAUACAGCCAAGAUACUGCAACAGAGUUUGGACUGGACAAAUGUGUCAUGGUCACUAUCAAAUGAGAGAGGAAAAAAAUGAAAACUCAAAAUUCCCUAUGAAAAUAAUACCAAAAGUCUGAAGGAAGACAAUUGCUACAAAUAUCCUUCAAAGCAGACUGAACUCAAGAAAAAGGCUAAGAAGAGAAUACAUCAAGAGAGUGAAUAUUUUAAAGUCCAAACUCAAUGGAGCAAAUACCAUCAAGGCUGGGUAAUUCCAGUUGUUAGAUACACAGCUGGGAUAGUAGAUGCAAGCAGAACUAAAAGCCCUGGAUAAGAAGACUAGAAAAAUAAUGAAUCAUGGCCUUCAUCUUAGCAGCGAUGUUGACAGAUUCUAUUUACCAAGGAAAAUAAGUAGAAGGGGAAUGUUGCAAGUAUGUCAGAAGGUUGAAUAUGAAAAAAGGGCAUUCACUAUCUGAAGAGCAGUGAAGAAGAUGCACAAAAGCUAAUAUAUCAGGAAGGGUUACUAAGUACUGGAGAGACCAAGCUGCCCUUUCAAGAAAGACUAAAUAAAGAACAGAAAAGAGACAUGAGAAGAUAAAGUAUUACAUAACCAGUACAUUUAAAAUAAAAAAUAGCGAACAAAGCAGAUAACAAGACUUGGCAAUGGCUAAGAGCAACAAACAAAGAACUUGGAUAAAAGAUAAGAAGCUGAACAAAAAAGUUAAAGAAACACUGGGCCACCUAAUUAGCUGCAAGCAACAGCAUGAAAGAGGAGCAAUAAUGGUGCAUUGGAAUAUCUGCAAGAAAAAACCUCUGCCUGCAAGCAAGAAGUGGUGGGACCAUAAAGUAGGGACAGUAAUAGAAAAUGAAGAAGUUAAAGUACUCUAGGACUUUAGAAUUCAAAUAGAAAGGCUCCUACUACAUAACAAACCAGACUUAGCAAUUGUGUAUAACAUAGACAAAAAAGUCUGGAUAGUAGCCAUGGCAGUACUGCAGACAGUAGGGUAGAAGAGGAAGAACUGAAAAGAUAACAAAAUACGAAGAUGAGGGUUGAAGGUUGAAUUGUCCAAGCUUGUGCAUUGGUUUCUUAAUGUUUUGUUACCAGGCUAGGUAACAUCUUCAGCAGAGUUUAGGGGAUAUGAGUGUCAGUGUUCUUCUGUUUAUAAUGGCUUCAAGUGUGAGUGUGUCAAGUGAGGGUCAGGUGAUGGGUCAGAUGUGAGUCAUCAGUGAGAGUCUUGUGAUAGGGAGGUUACAGCAGGUCAGGAUCAUUGGGAGGUGAACUGCUGGUGGGGGGGGGCUUGCGUGGGUUGGUUGAGAGUCGGUGCUGUCUAGUUGGCCAUGUGGUUGAUUUGGAUUCUGAAGGGUUCAUAGGCUGAUUGAACAUCCAUGUCUUUAAAGCGCUCCAUGGCAUAGGGCCGGGAUAUUUACGGGACCGCCUGCUGCUACCGAAUACCUCUCACCGACCCGUGCGCUCUCACAGAGAGGGGCUCCUCAGGGUGCCGUCGGCGCGACAGUGUCGUCUGGCGACGCCCAGGGGAAGGGCCUUCUCUGUGGGGGCUCCCGCCCUCUGGAACGAACUCCCCCCUGGACUUCGUCAACUUCCGGACCUCCGAACCUUUCGCCGCGAGCUUAAAACCUACUUAUUCAUCUGCGCUGGACUGGGUUAGUGUUUUAAUGGGUUUUAAUGGGUUUUUAGCUCCAAAUUUUAAUCCUGGCCAAUUUUAAUAAGUUUUUUAAUUGUAUUUUAAUUUGUAUUUAUUGUAUUGUAUUUUUACCUGGCUGUGAACCGCCCUGAGUCCUUCGGGAGAAGGGCGGUAUACAAAUUUAAAUAAUAAAUAAAAUAA